Messenger RNA from Acanthochromis polyacanthus (spiny chromis), 3592 nucleotides. RefSeq lists its product as uncharacterized. The transcript is spliced from 3 exons. The record is from RefSeq and is a predicted model, not a curated record. Bases 1 to 1128 code for a protein of 375 amino acids. NCBI's taxonomy places the organism in Eukaryota, Metazoa, Chordata, Actinopteri, Pomacentridae.
AUGUUCCCUAGCAGCAGCAGCAGCAGCAGCAGCAGCAGCGGGGAGCAGAGCCCCGCCGCCCCGCCGCUGCUCUCCCAGGAGCGGACACUGACCUGGUGGAGAUCCGCCUCGGGAGCUCCGUCCUUCUGCCGAGCUGAGCGCAGGUUCCCGGUUCCUCCUGAGCGGCGUCCACCUGAUGUUCUCUGGUCUGCUGGUCCAGCUGCUGCUCCGCUUAAUGAGCCGCUGAUCCUCUUACAGUCUCCAUCAGGACAGCAUGGAGACCGAAGCACGGCUCACCUACAGCAGCACAAAACACACAACAGCAGCACAAAACACACAACAGCAGCACAAAACACACACAACAGCAGCACAAAACACACACAACAGCAGCACAAAACACACAACAGCAGCACAAAACACACAACAGCAGCACAAAACACACACAACAGCAGCACAAAACACACAACAGCAGCACAAACACACACAACAGCAGCACAAAACACACACAACAGCAGCACAAAACACACAACAGCAGCACAAAACACACAACAGCAGCACAAAACACACAACAGCAGCAGCACAAAACACACAACAGCAGCAGCACAAAACACACAACAGCAGCACAAAACACACAACAGCAGCACAAAACACACAACAGCAGCACAAAACACACAACAGCAGCACAAAACACACACAACAGCAGCACAAAACACACAACAGCAGCACAAAACACACAACAGCAGCACAAAACACACAACAGCACCACAAAACACACAACAGCACCACAAAAGACACAACAGCAGCACAAAAGACACAACAGCAGCACAAAACACACACAACAGCAGCACAAAACACACAACAGCAGCACAAAACACACAACAGCAGCACAAAACACACAACAGCAGCACAAAACACACAACAGCAGCACAAAACACACAACAGCAGCACAAAACACACACAACAGCAGCACAAAACACACAACAGCAGCACAAAACACACAACAGCAGCACAAAAGACACAACAGCAGCACAAAACACACACAAUGAUGUGAAGCAUGGUGUAUUCAAUUCUAUUCAAUUCAAUUUUAUUUAUAUAGCGUCAAUUACAGUCAAAUCGUCUCAAGACGCUUUACAGAACCCAUAUGCCUGACCCCCAGAGCAGCCCAAAGGAGACAGUGGCAGGAAAACACCCUUUUAACAGGGAAGAAACCUGGAGCAGAACCCGGCUCUAUAUAGGGGGGACCCAUCUGCCUGCUGGCCGGGGGGGUUGAGAACGACAGAGGAGGGCAAGGGGGAGGGAUGGGAGAAGAGGGAGGGGUGGGAAAGCAAAGAAAACACAACACACAUUUGGAUACAUGUAUGACAGGAUAUGUGACACAGACAAAGUAUAAGCUAACAUUGAAAACUGACUCAUAGUUUACUCUGAUGAUGUACGGCUCUGACAUUAAACAUACUCCAUAUAUAGCUAGCAGUAAAAUUCAAACAGUAUGUAAGUUAGCAUAACAGUAUAGUGAAGGCAAUGCAGAGUUGACUGGUGGAAAAAGGGGAGCUGGAAGCAGAGGACUGGAGGAAGGUCAGCAGCAGCAUCCCACAGUGGACAUGAUGGAGACUGGACCAGCUGGUGGAACAUCAACCACAGAUCUGAAGCAUCCAGCUCUGGGACCAGGGACACUCGGAGAAAUAGCACAGGGGGAAACAGAGUGAAUGUACUGCAAUAACGGUAUACAUAUUAAAUGUAAAGGUAGAUAGAGAAGGGCUCAGUGCGUCAAGAAAAGUCCCCCAGCAGCCUAUAGGCCUAUAGCAGCAUGACUAGAGGCAGAACGAAGGGACGUCCAAGAGGGAGUCAGCUGUGCAAUGAAGACACAAGCCGAACCCCUGUGGGUCACCCAGUCAGCCCCAACUAUAAGAUUUGUCAAAAAGGAACGUUUUAAGCCUGGUCUUAAAAAUAGAGAGGGUGUCUGCCUCCAGAACCCAAACUGGGAGCAGGUUCCACAGGAGAGGCGCUGAUAACUGAAGGCUCUGCCUCCCAUUCUACUUUUAGAAAUUCUAGGAACAACAAGUAAGCCUGCAGUUUGAGAGGAAAGAGUUCUACUAGGAUAAUAUGGUACUAUCAGAUCUUUAAGAUAUGAUGGAGAUUGGUUAUUAAGAGCUUUAUAUGUCAGAAGAAGGAUUUUAAAUUCUAUUCUGGAUUUAACAGGAAGCCAGUGAAGAGAAGCAAGUAUAGGGGAAAUAUGAUCUCUUUUGCUAACUCCUGUCAGUACUCUGGCAGCAGCGUUUUGGAUCAACUGUAGAUGUUUGAGAGAGCUGUUUGGACAACCCGAUAAUAAGGAAUUGCAAUAGUCAAGCCUGGAAGUAACAAAAGCAUGAACUAAUUUUUCUGCAUCACUCUGAGACAGAAUGUUCCUGAUUUUUACAAUAUUACGCAGGUGAAAAAAGGAAGUCCUACAGACUUGCUUUAUGUGUGAGUUAAAGGACAUGUCCUGGUCAAAAAUAACUCCAAGAUUCCUCACAGUAGUACUGGAGGCCAAUGUGAUGCCAUCCAGAGUAACUAUUUGCUUUGAAAGCGAGUUUCUAAGAUGUUUGGGGCCAAAUACAAUGACUUCAGUUUUGUCUGAAUUUAGCAGUAGGAAGUUAAAAGUCAUCCAGGUUUUAAUGUCCUUAAGACAAUCUUGCAGUCUAGCUAACUGAUCAGUUUCAUCUGGCUUCAUAGAUAAAUACAAUUGUGUGUCAUCUGCAUAACAAUGGAAGUUAAUAUAAUGCUUCCUAAUAAUAUUGCCUAAAGGAAGCAUGUAUAAUGUGAAAAGUAUCGGUCCUAAGACAGAACCCUGAGGAACUCCAUGAUUAACUUUAGUAUGCUCAGAAGAGUUAUUGUUGACAUGCACAAACUGGAACCUAUCUGAUAAGUAGGAUUUAAACCAGUCCAGUGCUGUUCUUUUAAUGCCAAUUGAAUGUUCUAGACGCUGUAAUAAAAUGUUGUGGUCGAUUGUGUCAAACGCUGCACUAAGAUCUAACAAAACAAGUAUAGAGACUAGUCCAUUAUCUGAUGCUAUGAGAAGGUCAUUAGUAACUUUCACUAGAGCUGUUUCUGUGCUAUGAUGCACUCUGAAGCCUGACUGAAACAUUUCAAAUGAUUCCUUUGUAAGUGUUCACAUAAUUGAUUUGCAACUGUUCUUUCCAGAAUUUUAGAGAGAAAUGGUAGGUUGGAUAUCGGUCUAUAGUUAGCUAACACAUCUGGAUCUAAAGUGGGCUUUUUAAGCAAAGGUUUGAUGACAGCAACCUUAAAAGCCUGUGGUACAUAGCCUGUUACUAGAGAGAGAUUAAUCAGAUCUAACAUUGAAGAAUUAAUUAAAGGUAAAAUCUCCUUGAAGAGUCUAGUUGGGAUAGGAUCUAAAAGACAUGUUGAUGGUUUGGAUGUAGAAACUGUUGAAAUGAGUUCAGAGAGACAUAUAGGAGUGAAGAAUUCUAAAGAUUCAUCAGGUCUAACAGCCAAUUCAAAAGCAUCUGUGACAUUUGUAGGAAGGGCCAGAUUAAUUUUAUCUCUAAUCAGAACUAUUUUAUGUGUAAAGAAGCUCAUGAAGUCGUUACUGGUUAAAGCUAAAGGAAUACAAGGUUCA